GUUCAGUCGAGUGUUCGUUCGUGGCAGGACGCUUAUCUCAUUGCUUUGUGACUCAAUUACCGGUCUUAUAGUAAGUGCGUGCUAAUUUGAAUGGUGCAUCAGUGCAAUCAAGGUGCAAUUUACAUAAACAUUGUCGGCUACCUUUUUAUUGCUACCUGCUUUAUGACAAAGCGGAAUACGUGCCUAGCUCGCUUCAAUCUAAUAUAUUUUAUCGUGUUUUGUGUUUACAACAAUAAUUAACUAUGAGCACACGCAAAACUCCAUCGCCAAAACAUGAAGCCAACCGGCCCAAGAGGAAAACACCGGAUUGUCACUGUAAUAUCCAGGAAAUUAUGAGUGACUUUCAAAGGAAAAUGACCAUUUCUUUUAAUGAAUCACUGGCAACUCAAUCUGAACAGUUAAAUAGUUCACUAAACAUGUUGCGAGAUGAUGUGAACUCAUUUACAGGACAAAUUAAUGAAUUAAAUGCUACAAUGCACAAAAUUAUUGAGGAUCAAUCAACGUUAAAAAAGGAGAUCACAGAUUUGAGAUCAUCAGAUGAUAAAACAAAUAAAAAAGUGGACAAUAUUGAAUGUGAUAUUAAUAGCCUUGCGUCUCAAGUUAGUGAACUCACAGACCAAUUAAGAUUAAAAGAGCAACAAGGACGAAUCAACAACUUAGAAAUAACCGGCAUACCAAUUGUCAAGGGCGAAAACCUGUACACCAUUGUUGGUAAUAUUGCGUCUAAGAUUGGCAUUUCUCUUGAGCCCACAGACAUUGAUUUCAUCCACCGGGUAAGACGUUUCAAUAAUGCCCAGACAAGUGAGAUAAAACCAGCGCGUGAUGCUAGUCUCGCACCAAAUAUUAUCGUCCGUUUUACUCAAAGAAAACGCAAGACAGAUAUGUUGACGGCGGCACGGGCGCGACGCGGACUCACCACUGCAGAUGCCGGUUUGGAUGGUCCAGCGAGUCCCAUCUUCAUCAGUGAUCAUCUUACACCACAAAAUAAAUUACUUUAUAAGCAAGUUCGUAAAAUAGCCAAGGAAAAGUUAUAUAAAUAUAUAUGGUUAUCAGACUGUAAAAUUUUUGUGCGAAAAAGUGAUACCUCGCAUGCUAUUUUGGUGUCCCGUGAAUCUGAUCUCAUCAAAAUCAAAUGACUAUGCCGUCUAUUUAAUUUCCGGUCGAAUGUGUUAAGAAUAAUAGUUAUAUUUAAUACCCUAAACUCGUUUUGCAUUUAUUUUUAUAGUAAGAAAACAUGUACUCGUAAUUAUUUCUAUAUAGUCUUAAAUUUUAUUAUUUGUUUCGAAUAUGCUGGUGGAACAAUAAAUAUAUUUAAAAUUCGGUAACAAUAA
Messenger RNA from Plodia interpunctella (Indianmeal moth), 1331 nucleotides. RefSeq lists its product as uncharacterized. Bases 243 to 1136 code for a protein of 297 amino acids. Gene Ontology annotation, biological process: retrotransposition. The record is from RefSeq and is a predicted model, not a curated record. Lineage: Eukaryota; Metazoa; Arthropoda; Insecta; Lepidoptera; Pyralidae. The transcript has a single exon. Gene Ontology annotation, molecular function: single-stranded RNA binding. Gene Ontology annotation, cellular component: ribonucleoprotein complex.